AUGGAGACCAAAUGAGAAUCAUUAGCUUCUUCAGAAAGCGACGACAGCCCGAAGAAAUUAGAAUUAAAAAAAUCUAAAACAAUUGGCUCAAGUUUGUUCCUAGCGGCUGAUCGGAAGAAUACCCUUAGCACAUUCUUACCUCAGGCAAGGUCAGGAAAUAUGUCUAUUUUUGACCCUGGCAGGAACAGUCUAAGCCGGGGCUCUAUCCAAGGAAGUGCCUAUCAGAGCACUUUUAGCAUCAGUAAUCUAAAAGUGAAGAGUUCCAAUCUUCCGGAACAUUUUGAUGUGAAAUCAGUGAAGAAGAAUUAUCAUGAUUCAGAGACUUGCCAACUUUGAGACAAAAAGUUCACAUUAUUUAUAAAGAAGAAGAACUGUAAUCGGUGAUCAAGGUGCAUCUGAAGUGACUGUGGAGAUAACCGCAGGGUGCUCUCACUAUCUGAUAAGAAGAAAUAUAGGGUUUGCGAUCGAUGUGAUUUUAAACUCGAAAAUUCUGACUUUGAGAAUAAGUAUAAGAGCAUUUUGAAGGCUGAAAGUGACACUAUUAGUAUUCAGAAUUCGAUAAUACAGAAAUUGACCAAGGAGUUAGACGAAGAUGUGUACAUCCCUGACAAUACUGUGGAACGUGAGCAAGAAAAAUAAUGAAUUUGAUGAAAAAUUUAAUAAUGAUCUAGAAACUCUUCAAUUCAUUAACAGAAAUCACACUUUUUAUCAAAAGAAUCUUAUCAAUGCAAAUAAGAGAAUUACUGAUCUUGAUAGAAAUAUUGAAAAUCUGAAGGUCAAAAAGAAAACCUCUAUUGAAGAGCGAAAAGAGAUGGAACUCAAAUGAAAGAAGAAGCUCGAAACACUUAAGGAAAAACACCCUAAUUACGAACAAUUUAUCAAAGAUCUUCUCCAGAAUUUAGAAUCUGAAGACCCUGCAAUAGGGGAGGUUGAGAACCUAACACCUCCAGUCUUAGACACAGACGCCCUGAACGCAGUACGUAAAUCCCUGGAAAGACAGAAUAAAGCUGUUGAAUUUCUUAAUGCUCCUGGACAAAUUUCUGCUAAAGAGGCUCAAUCAAUCAACUUUGAUGAGGAAGAUUCUCAAUAAGGUCUUUCAGUACUCGAAGGAUGAGCCGAAUACUGAAAGUCUGAUCGCCCCGC
This is a messenger RNA of Moneuplotes crassus, 1143 nucleotides long. The record is from the annotation of a GenBank genome assembly. NCBI's taxonomy places the organism in Eukaryota, Ciliophora, Spirotrichea, Euplotida, Euplotidae.